This is a messenger RNA of Catharus ustulatus (Swainson's thrush), 3151 nucleotides long. RefSeq names its product chromosome 8 C10orf143 homolog (gene C8H10orf143). The coding region runs from base 6 to 311 and encodes 101 amino acids. The transcript has 4 exons. The record is from RefSeq and is a predicted model, not a curated record. Lineage: Eukaryota; Metazoa; Chordata; Aves; Passeriformes; Turdidae.
CCGCCAUGGCCGCGGGGCCCGUGCGGGGCCGGCGCGGGGCGCUCGGGCCGGGGGGAGCCGGAGAACCGGAAUGUAAGCGAGUGUGCCAGCUGCUGGACACCCUUCCACGGGAGGCUGCAGCCCAGCUCAUGGACUGUGCCAUGGAUUUGGAUUCCAGGCAGAAAUUCCUGCCUGACCCUGCUCCCUGGGCUGCAAGGACAAAGCACAAUUCCGUGAUUUUGGAAAAUCACGGGAGCAAAGGCUCUGCCCAGCCCUGCCCGAGAUGUGUUGCUGGAGAAUCUGGCCACUUCAGUCACAUCCUGGACUUAUAGAACUGGAGAGGGAGCAGAGGAGCAGCUCUGAUGAUUUCUGAUUUCCUGCUGGGAUCCCCAGGCUGCUCCUGGAUCCUGGAUCCUUCCUCAGCACUCCCACCCUGCCCUGCUGCCACUCACCAAAAGCUGCAAUUCUGCACCUGCUCAGCAUGUGCUGCUCCUCAGGUAGCUCAGGAUUUGUGUAAAAUGGACAAAAAAAGGCUGAUUUCAUGUAUUGAUAACUCAGAAUUUGUCUAAAAAGGACAAGAAAGGCUGAUUACAUUUUUAGGUAACUUAGAAUUUGUCUAAAAAGGACAAGAAAAGGCUAAUUUCAUGUUUAGGCAGCUCAUAAUUUAUCCAAAAGGACAAGAAAAGGCUGGUUUCAUGUUUAGGUAGCUCAGGAUUUGUCAAAAAAAACACAAUAAAAGGCUGAUUUCAUGUUUAUAUAACUCAGAAUUUAUCUAAAAGGACAAGAAAAGGCUGAUUUCAUGUUUAGGUAACUCAGAAUUUGUCUAAAAAGGCCAAGAAAAGGCUGAUUUCAUGUUUAUGUAACUCAGAAUUUAUUUAAAAGGGACAGGGAAAGUCUGGUUUAAUGUUUUAGACUGGUGAAGUUGAGCUGGCCUUGGGCCCAGCCUUCACCUUGCUCUGGGCCAGGGGUUUUGUUCAUUCCAGAAGUUUCCCACCAGUCCUGACUCCCUGGGAAAAUUCUCCUUUGGAAAAUUCUCCUUGUGCAGGGCACAGGCAGGGAUGGGGGGGACACCAAUUUUAAUUUUUGAGUGGUUUUGCAGCUGUGAAGUGCAGGAAAAAUCCCAUUGAAGCUUACAUUUAAAUUAAAAAAAAAAAACCUGUUUGAAAAGGCUUGAGCUCAUCAUGCAGCACACAUCUAAUGGCAGGGUAAUUAACCUCUGCAGGGUUAAUUUUGGGGUCUAUCAGGCUGCAGAGUCCUCAGGCAAAGGUUUUUUGCAGUCCUUGAACCUUCCCAUGUUGUGUGUGGAGUUGGAGUUAGCACCGAGUUGAGUGUUGUUAAGGAGAGAUUCUCAUUAAAUAAAUUAAUAUCAUAUAAACACUGAGUUUAAUUAGGUAAUGCAUGAGGAAAUAAGUCUAAAAGCAGACUUGCACUUAAUUGGCAUUCAGAUUUUGGUUAAAAAAAAAAAUAAAGCUCCUUCAAGCCAAUAAAAAUAUUAGUUAAAUUAAGAAUAAAUACUUUCAACUUAGUAUUAACAUACUUGAUACUAAGAUCUGGGGGUCAGAGUUCAUUUUUACAUCCCCAAUCCUGGUCCUUUAAAAAUCCUGGUCCUUUAAAAAUCCUGGUAUUUUAAAAAUCCUGGUAUUUAAAGCAUAUUAAAAAAAAAAAAAAAGAUGGAUAAGCAGCAGUUUCUAUGCUGGAAAAGCUGAAAUAUCUGAUUAAAUAUAAAGGGCUUGCAGGGUUUAAUUCCUGCAAAAGCACUCAGAGCCUCAGGUGUGACAAGUAACAAUUGGGACUGGCCAGAAUUUGGUCAAAUAUACUCAAAAGUGGGGGGCACCAAACCUGGGCUUUUCUGAGAUGGGAGAGUUUCCUGAACACAUCAGCACAAGUAUGGAUCGAGUGUGAAGCACAGGGAAUGUGUGGAUUAUCAACCCAAAGAAGUGUUUUUUUCCUUAAAUAAUUCAAUUUUACCAUGUUAAAUAAUUCAAUUUUAUCAUGUUCAGGAGUUCACAGAUACUUGUGUCAGUAUUUCCAAGCACCAGCUGCUUCCUUUCUGGUUUUCCUUCUGUCCUGCUGGAAUUGUUUUAAAUUUUCCUGCUUUUCCAGCAGCCUUUGCAGGUUUUUUUAAUUUUUUAAAAUUUUUUUUUUGUCCUGCUAAAUCCCAGGGCUGGAGGAUGUUGAUGGGGUUUCUGGGAUCCCUUUGGUUCCUGAAUCCUGAGCAAAGCAGCAAAACUUGAUCCCAGAUUUUGGGACAUCCCCACCCUGUCCCAGUGCCUGGGCAGGUUUUGGGAAUUUGGGACUUUGGGAAUUCCUACAAAUGUUUGAGGGGAGUGAUCCCAAACAGGGAUCUCCAGGAGCACAGGGGAAAGCAGAGCAAUAUAUUUUGAUAUUUCAAUCAAUUUAAAAAAACAAAAAAAUAAAAAUCUGUGCCAGGCUCUGCCCACCCUGCAGAAAUAAAGGAAAUAUUUAGGAAAUAAAUUCACAUUUCAGUUCAUUCUGGGGGAAUUACCCCAGCUGCAACCCCUGGAGCUGCUGCCCUGACUCCUCCUCAGCCCUUCUGGAUUUAUUCUGAAUAAACCACAUGGAGCUGCUCACAGACACCUCCUCCUCCCUGGUUUUUUCCCCAAAUGGGGAGGCAGAUGCUGCUGGAGAAAUUUCAAAGUGAACUUUUCCUCUUGGAUGUGAUUCCUUGCUCUGUGUUUUCCAACAGGGCAAAAAAUGCUUUUUUUAAUCAGUCAGGCUGGAAAAAAAUUGGGGUUUAAUUGUCUGCUCCACUGAAGGCUUUUAAUAGUGAUAUUUUUUUAAAUAGAUGUGUUUAUAAUUUAUUUUGGGAUUUUGCAGGAUCAUAAAGAGGGCACAGGCUGGGGCAGUGAAUAUUCCUUUAAAGCAGAUUUGUGUCAAAUCUGCAGUGGAACCACAGAGUUAUUUUUGUAUGCCUUGUAGAACUCUGAAAUUUUGUUUCCUUGAUGAAAAAAAUCUAUCAGUUUUCUAUUUCCUACUGCUGUGGUUUGUACACAGAAUAAGCAGAGUGAUGCUUUAUUUACCUGCACACAGAGAGAAAGGCCCCUGGCCUGGUUUUAAUUCAGGUUUAGAGGAUCUAAUUCUUAUUUUUAACUUUGUAUUUUGUAAAUUGUUCCUUACAAAAGCAGAAGCAUUAAACACCACUUUGGCUGCA